Molecule: messenger RNA, 609 nt
Organism: Fusarium vanettenii 77-13-4
Lineage: Eukaryota; Fungi; Ascomycota; Sordariomycetes; Hypocreales; Nectriaceae
Exons: 3
Coding region: 1-609 (202 amino acids)
Source: RefSeq, a predicted model, not a curated record
AUGUCAGAGAUUACUCAGAGCGCCGCCGCCGCUCCCAGUAUCGGUGAACGAUCAUUUGCCUUCAAACCAUACCUUAGUCAACUGGCUCUGACAACCUAUAGCCUAUCAACUAUACUCAAGAUGUCGGACUUGGAUUCGCCCCGACAGGCUGUCCCUGACCCACGUGAGCUGCCUUUGGGCGAAUUCGGGGCAAGCGACUAUGCAACUGUUCAGCGUCUCUGUGGGAUUCUGGAGGCUCAUGGACAUCUCAUGCGAGAUGAUCACUACAAUUCCAUCAUUUCCCUCCUCCGCGCUGGCUACUACCGGCACUCGAGCGGCUCUGUCACCGAUCCAGAGCACCAUCAUAUCUACUCGAUCAUGUUUGAUAGCCUGACUGGCAACUUCAACAUGAGACAUGUCACCUACGUCAACUGGAUCUUCUUGGCGGCCAUCUAUGGCCCGUCUCAUGGUCGGCUUGAGAAAUUUCGCCAGCCCCUCGAGCUUACGUACGGGUGGGAUCUUACAAGAGAUCUCACCUUCCACUACGACGUACACGUCGAAACUUACCAGAGGCGAGCCAUGAGACGGAGACCCCUGGGACUUCCGCUCCACCGAGCGGACUGUCCUUAG